This is a messenger RNA of Durusdinium trenchii, 684 nucleotides long. The record is from the annotation of a GenBank genome assembly. Lineage: Eukaryota; Dinophyceae; Suessiales; Symbiodiniaceae.
AUGAAGGCCAUGCCCAAAGCCAAAGCCGCCCAAGCCGCCCAAGCCGCCCAAGCCACCGCCCCAUUUCCAGCUCUCCAAUCCACCGGGCCGAAGGGACCUGAGCGGGGUGCGGGAAGCGUGCUGAGCACGCGGUGUAACCAGAUGAGUAAAGAAAAUGAAAGGAGAGAAAAUGGCAAGGAGGAAGAAACCAAGAAAGUGCAACCGGUGCAAGCUGAAAGCUUGUUUGAGCGCAAGCUGGCAGAGAAGAGGGAGAAAGCCAGAAAGAAGGAAGCGAGGAAGAGGAACAAGAAGAAGACGAAGAAGCGGUUGGGUGCUACACAAUUGAUGACCCCGGACAUUUACUUGGCCUGGGUCCCACACAUUGACGGCGAUGAGAACUCGGAGAAGUGGAAGAGAUGUCUUCUCUGCCAGAAAUGGGUGCAAGAUGACGCCUUACAUAUUGGGACACCUGAGAACCCACAGGGUUCAAAAGAACACAAGAAGAACCUGCAGAAUUGUCUUUCGAGUGCUGAGAAUCUGCCUUGGUUUAUCGAGAACGUCAUCAAUGUCAAGAGGAAAUACCACCCAGAGCAGCAGCUUCCACCUGUUUCAGCGGCCACCUGGUCCAUUGCUGGAACCCCAAGAAAGCACAGGAGAAGCAGGUGCAAAAAAUGCAGCGCUUUCAUGGCGCUAGGCACGAGAUGA